AUGGAUUCUGAUUUGAAAGAUUUAGAUCUUUAUGGAAUACUUGGAGUCAAACAGUCAGCUACUGAAAAGGAGAUUAAAACCGCAUAUCGGAAGAAAGCAUUAGAAUGCCAUCCAGAUAAAAAUCCCGAUGAUCCCAAUGCAGUUCAACUGUUUUUGCGGUUAUCGAAAAUAUUAACUAUUCUUACAGACACAGCAGCUCGAUUGGAUUAUGACAAGUUGGUAAAUGCUAAAUCUGCUGCAAAAUUGCGCAAAAAAUUGCGCAAAAAAGAAUGUCACUCUGGUAUAGGGAAAUUCAUAAAUGAUAUUUUCGAAAGUGCUCAACAUGAAAGAUUAGUGCGAGAUAAACGCAUUUUCAAAAAAGAAAUAAAGCGUUUAAGAAAAUAUAUAAAGCGUUUAAAAAAAGAAAGUGACCUCAUACAGCGAGAAACUGAAAAAGAAAAAAACCGUUCAUAUAUAUUAAAAAUAAAGUGGAAGAAAAAAGGUGUAUAUAACAAAGCUAAUUUAACAUCAUUGUUUUCUAAGUAUGGUGACGUAUCAGCUGUUGUGGUUCUGGAAGACGACAAAUCUGUGGCUUUUGUUGAGUACAAAUCUAAGACUGCAGCUAUAAAUGCCAAAAAUAAGGAAGUUGGUUUGGAAAGUUGUCCUCUUAUUGUGAGUUUUCUCGGUGAAUUUGGACUAGACAGUGCUAAAAAGAGUGCUAAAAAGAGGGCUAAAAAGAGGGCUAAAAAGAGGGCUAAAAAGAAGGCUAAGAAAGAAAACAUACUUCUGCUCGAAAUCAUAGUACAUUCAAAAUCAAAAUCAAUAUCUAAUGACAAAUCCUACUGA
Messenger RNA from Acyrthosiphon pisum (pea aphid), 825 nucleotides. RefSeq names its product dnaJ homolog subfamily C member 17-like. Gene Ontology annotation, cellular component: spliceosomal complex. The coding region runs from base 1 to 825 and encodes 274 amino acids. Gene Ontology annotation, molecular function: RNA binding. The record is from RefSeq and is a predicted model, not a curated record. Gene Ontology annotation, biological process: spliceosomal complex disassembly. The transcript is spliced from 6 exons. Lineage: Eukaryota; Metazoa; Arthropoda; Insecta; Hemiptera; Aphididae.